This is a messenger RNA of Vanessa atalanta (red admiral), 5361 nucleotides long. RefSeq lists its product as uncharacterized. Gene Ontology annotation, cellular component: extrinsic component of cytoplasmic side of plasma membrane. Gene Ontology annotation, molecular function: protein binding. The transcript is spliced from 21 exons. Lineage: Eukaryota; Metazoa; Arthropoda; Insecta; Lepidoptera; Nymphalidae. The coding region runs from base 950 to 4186 and encodes 1078 amino acids. Gene Ontology annotation, biological process: positive regulation of voltage-gated calcium channel activity; skeletal muscle contraction; positive regulation of protein localization to plasma membrane. The record is from RefSeq and is a predicted model, not a curated record.
GCUCGAUUCAGUCCCACGUCGCUCGUCGGCCAGCGCGCCCGAACGUGCGCUCACGCGACAUCUCUAUGGGCUACGAUCGACCAGACGAACAUACAAAACUUAAACGUAGCCUUUAUUUCCUACCUAAUCACUCGAAGAAAAACCGAACGAAUUACGCGAGUUAAGUUUCGAAAAUAUUAAUAAUUCAGGAAGAAAAUGACUCUUAAACUUCACUAUCAAAACUUUUUUCAAUUUAUAAAUACGUAUUUUCGUGAUUAACGUCUGUACCAAAUUUCAAUUAAUUUCGCAGUUAUUUUUUCAACAUGCAUCUCGGAAAUUUGUAUCGAAACUUAUUUAUACACAAGAAACGACUGAAAAUUUCUAUUCGCAACCUUUAAAAUUUUACACCUUUGUAACAAGAUUUACACGAAUAUAUUAAUAGUUUUGGACAUUAUUUUUAUCCUGAUGUAUCUCUCGGUAGGAAUAAGUCUGACCAAAGACAUUUGAAUAUAGUAAAAGAAUAGACUGUGUUUAAAAUUAAACAUUAAUAGUGUGCUUUCGAGUGGUUUAAAGACAUUGUGUAGUUAUAAAAAAUAUAUUUAAAAGUAGAGUCUAGUGAAUGUUUUAGUGUCCCUGUGUGUUUUAGUACUUACUACCAACAUAUAAAAUAAUUUUGGUUGAAAACAACUUCAAAAGGACAAGCGGAAAAUUUUGUACGAAGAAAAUUAUCCUACCUCCUUUACAUGGCUCAAAAUCUUCCCUGUAAAACAUUCCUUACUCCACUCCACGAUUCGAAAAGUCAUAAAAAAGAAACAUUCCACAGAUUUAAUUUUUCACAAAGCCUUGCAAUUGUAACUGUGUAUUAAGAGAAGAAAUAAUAAGACACAUUGAAAGGCUAAGCUAGUGAGUAAAACGCGCGUGAACCUCUUCGGAGGGCGCGAGGGGCCGGCGCGAUGCGGUCUCGCCAGGGAUGUACGUAAUAUAUCCUGCGGACGAAGUAGUUUCCCUGACAUACAGCUCGCAUUCGCUGCCACGGCCUCGGCAGCGACCGACCCUCGAUAUUAUCUUCGGGCCACCGCCGCCCGUGCCGUCUAGUGCGAAUUUCCUAACCCCGACCCCCACCCCGCCCCGCGCCGCCUCAGUCCCCAAAACGGCGCCCCCGGAGCCCGCGGAGCGCACGCCGGCCUCGCCGACGCCGUCGCUCGAGCGGCCGGCUAAGCUGCGCGAGCGCACGAAAGCAAAACUCCUCAAAAAACUCGGCCGCCAUGAGGACAAUGAAUUCGGAAAGAUAAUUAGAACCCCCGCCCCCGAUGAAUUCGAGCUGCCCGCACCACUGCCUACCCCCGCAUUUUCGCGGAAGAACAUUUUUGACAGAGACUUUGACGCUUUAUUUGAGGUUGCGAGUACGCCAGAAUUCUGUGCAAAUAUACGCGUGACUACUCCGGAACCAGACCGUAGGUCUGAUGUAUCGGCGGCGCAUUUCCCUUCACCCACUGCAUCCUCCCUUAGUCUAUUACCUCCUCGGCCACAGUCGGAGCCUGCUCCGAGUUCCUCUCCCUCACCCUCCGCCCGUACGUCCUCAAUAUCGACGCCUCCAACACAACGAUCAUCUUUCGAAGGAUCAAACUCAAAACCGAAGAAAGUUAGUUUUUUCCGAAAACUAAGUCGGGCAAAGGAGGCAUCCCCUUCUCGUCCAGCCACCAUGCAGCAGCCGUCGAUUGAGAUGGCUCUUCGGGAGCUGACUCAUCCGGCACAUAAUGAUCAAUUGAAAAAUCAGCAACAAGUCACCUUCAAACUGGUCAAAACAGUCACGGACUUCACGACGCAGCUGUCACAACUUUACGAACGUCACUCGUCAGAACUACAACUGCUCGUUUCGACUUUUAGGAAACGGAAUAGCGAUCUGAGGAAAGAGAGAGCCAGCUGUCCUUCUUCUCUUUUCCAUACAUGGGAGACACUACUGCAGGAAGUUGAGGCUGAUGUUGUCUGUUACAACAACGCCGCUUCAUCGCUGGAGCGAGUGGUGGCGACCCCACUUCUUGAGAAAACUUUUCACAUGAAGGUCCAAGCGAGAAAACUCUUCGCUCAUCGAGAAGGCUGCGAAGUAAUACUCGGGAAGGCUGAUGAUCAGCUUAACAAGAGCCGUCAGGACUACAGGACAGCGUUCCUGAACUAUUGCAACAACUCGAACCCCGUGAACCUCGCAACGUAUUAUGACUCGCAUAACAAUUACGUGCAACAGCUGACCGCUACCAACGCCAUGAUAGAACAAUAUCAUAAGCAUACAUUACCUACAAUAUUACAGGAGCUGGAGGAAAUUUUGACUGACGUAACGACUGCUGUCAGUGACGCGAUUUGUCAAGAAGGAGAAAUAAUGACCGACAAGAGUAACAACCAGCUUCGACGCUACGAGUCUCUAUGUGCGCAAGCGCGCGCAGUAUCGAGCACUGCGGAUUUGGCGCAUCUUGCGCGUACGCUGCUAACCAACCAGCCACCAAUGCGGACACCGCUACGUGCUUUCUUGCCACCGUAUCCACCAGAACCAGAUGAUCCACCGCUUGACGUGGCUGCGGAGAGCAUGCCGCCAGUGUUACGUGGAGAGAUGUUGCUUGAUCGUAUGGGCGGAGGGCAAGCACGGCUGAACUACGAGCAACUGAGAAAGGACGCUCAAGAUCUUGAAUUACAAAUCAAACAACUACAGGAUGGACUGGACUCUUUAGCCCGGCUGCAGGCUCGGAGCCUCGAGGGAAGCCUGUAUAAUAAAGUCAACGAAAUACAAGAGGAUAUAUCCGUCAAGAAGUACGACUAUCGCGCUACGCAGCUUCACCUGGCUGCAGUUAGAGCUCAGAGAGAGCUUUUUGCGGCUAAAGCAGACAGCAGCACAACCGCAGCUGAUCGAAAGUUAUCGUCUUCAUCUGCAGGCAGCAUGAAGAAUAAGUGGCUCAAAGCCUUUCGUAGCCUUAAGCCCCCGAGCGCACCUCCACCUCAUGCAGCGCCACCGGACAAGAGGAACGGCGCAGCGCGUGAUAUGCGCUCAGGCGGUGACACAGACGCGCAUAAUUUCCAAGAGUAUACUUACAAGAAAAUCACGCCCUGCGAUGUAUGCUCUCAAGUACUUAGAGGGCACACUCGUCAAGGACUCCGAUGCAGGAUUUGUAAGAUGAAUGUACAUACUGAUUGUAUGCCACAAGUGGGUAAAUGUCAAACGAAAUCUCGACUUCUACGCAGACAAAAGAGCACCUCUGAAAUUGAGGCGCACAGAAUCCAAGAUGCAGCAUUCGACGAAGAAAAGGAGGAAGUGGAUCAGACCUAUCAAGUUCUGAAGCGGGCCAACGAAAUAGCGAAGCCGGGCGGCGGCGCGGGCGGCGGGGGUCCCAUAGUGCGGGUCUCGGCGCCGGAAGAGCCGCCGCCCGCGCGCUCCCCGGCGCGCCCGAGUGCUGGCCUGGCAGUGGCACCGCAGCCCGUCUCCUCCAGCUCAGCGCCGCACUCGCCGAGACGCCAAAAGUUGAACCUUAGGAUGAAGAGCCUGUCGCUGGACUCGCCGGAAUGUGGAGAGCUCAGGCGUCGCCCUCGGGACCAGCCCUCGCAGGGUAGCAGAGUAUUAUGUGACUACAGAACGUAUUGCAUGAAAUAUGGCUCUAAUAGAAUAAGUAAUCCCAUGUUCCACAACCAUGUCCAUACUCAGUCAUCUCCGUCCUCUCCGGUACAUAGCCGACGACUUCUGAGUGCUAGAGGAGGCCGUAUGAGCAGUGUGGAACUGCCCGACGAACCUGAUAAGAGUCUGUCAUCGAACAGCGCUAGCCCAUGUCCGUCGCCAGUCAAGCAGCACAGCAAGCAUCAACGGCUAUUGCCUACGAACUUAUACGUGAUUCUGUACAACUUUAAGUCACGUCACGCUGAUGAAUUGGACUUGAAGGCGGGCUACAAGGUCACUGUCAUCGAUACAACUGACCCGGACUGGUGGAAGGGCAAGUGUCUCGGAAAGAUCGGUUAUUUCCCAUCAAAGUAUUGCAUGAGACUGCAAGCUGGAGAGAGACCUUUGCAAGUUACCCACAAUCUACAGGUGUCUGACGGUGAUAAUGGACUCAUGCUACUACGCGAUCAGAUAGUCGUUCAAGUUGGUGAUGAAGUUGAUGGCAUGGUGAUGAUCCGAAACGGUGAUAACCGAACAGGCGUGUGUCCGGUUAAAUUCUUACAGGAGGUGUGACGCUUUAAGCUACCACACUUCAAUGUCAUGAAGAGACGUGGCUCACUAUCUAAAGAAUCCAAUAAAUAUAACGAUCCAAAACCGACCCGAAGCGCACCGGUCACGCCCUGUGAAAGCGAAACAUCAACUUGGUCGGACACUUACGAAACGCAACGAUCAGACAAAGCGAGCUACGAAGCAUCCGUCGAAGGCGUGUGGUGGUGGCGAAGGCCCUUGGGAGUGAGACGUACAACCUGUAGAAGAUGUGGAGCCUCUUCCUCCUCGAGACCAUUAACAUUAACGCCCUGUACUGGAAUACCACUGGAUGACUAUGAUUACGACCGACGCCCUAUCAGGUCAGGUGACCGACCGUUGAAUUUCGUUAGACAACUGUUUCUCUAAAUCUAUUACAUAAUAUUUUCGACUAUUUCACUUUCAAUACGAUGACUCAAAUUAGACGUACCAGAUACUUAUUAUCAAUGCUUUGGUAGUACUAAAUAAACGGUUUUUGUUGAUGUUAAUUUGACCGAAAUGUUUGUGACGUCUAAGCUUUUAUCGAUCCCGCUAUUUUGAUAUUUUGCUUAAAAUUUUGAAAUUUUUAUAUUUAUUACGGCCUAUUUAAUUCGAAAAAAUACAAUCCUUCCAUAUUCAGAAUUUACUUUAAGGGUAUAUUUUUUAUUAUUGCAUAAGUGUAUACAAAAAUAUAGCAACAUAUCAUUUUACAAAUACAAAUAUAGUUCCGUAUGUUUGACGUAAUAAAUAUUGUAAGUAAUUAUAUAAAAAAAAACCCCUUAUAUUAUAAAUUUAUAUAUUCGAAUUUAACUGUUUACAUAAUUAGACUUAUAAUAACUAUUACCGUCCCAAACCGGGAGAUAGCUUUUCCAAAAGAUAUAUUACUUUUUUCACUACAAAAAAAUACACUAAACAGUUAUAGAUGAGCACCCAUUACAAACAAAGCAUUUAUUAAUACAAUCGAAUAAUAUAACUAAACCAAACUGUGACAAAAUACACCUCAGAAGUUACCAUAAGCUAUGAUAGCUGAGUAUGGAAAUAUAUUUUAUUAAAAUAAGUCGAUAAAACCAAUAAAAUACCCAACGAAUAAAUUUGCUCUAUUAACACAAGCGAUACGUAGAUCAGUAGAUAAGAAAAUAUCUAACAAAAGAAUUCAGGUCAGUUUAUCAACUAUAAAAACAUAA